AUCCCCGGCCGCUCUACACUACCUGAAGGACAGAAAGGAGGUGAUAUAUCAACAGUUUUACUGCCAAUACUUAAAAGAAAACGAUGAAGAUUCAGUUCUUGAGCUGUACUGUGAGGAAGUAAAUGACACUCAAUCAGCACCGUGUUCUACCUGCAGGGAUGACUGUCAGCAGAUUGUUGCAGGAGUUACUUGUUGUCAUGUGAAGACAACAGUGUUUAAUAUCAACAGCGAGUUAGUGUCUUGGCAUUUGGACACUCCUGGUGAAAGUACGAGCUACACAGUGAUUACAUGCAAAAAGGGAAAAACUGUGCAAGAGUCCACAGACAUGAACAGCUCAGAGCCCAACAACCUGAAGCCAGAGGAACAAAAGUCCAGCCACGCUCCUGAAUGUUAUGGGACACACCUGGAGAGAUUACUGGAAGAACUUGGCUUGAAGCAGUACCACAAAGUGAAACUAUCACUCAGCAGAAUACUUCAGAUUAAUAAGAAGACCAUCACUGAUGAACCUGCCAAGUGUCAAUCAGACCUUGCAUGGUAUUUUCUUAAGAAAGUAAUGAUGUUUAAUGUAACUGCCAGGAAUGUGAAAUAUACAUUACAAUGUGAGUCAAACAGCGAUAAUGAAUCAGGGAGUACAGACUUGGAUAUGAAUAAUAUAAUCGACAGUCCAAACACAGAGGACAUGGUGAACCCCCUCGACAUAAUCACUGCUCUCUUUCUGUGUUCUGAUGGUUUUCUACAGCAGGAAAUGGCACUAAAAAUGUCCAUGUGUCAGUUCUCUGUCCCUCUGCUGCUUCCUAAUUGUGACACAGGACAGUGCACACUCAUGCUGUGGGCCAUGAGAGACAUUGUUAAAAAGUACAGACCUCAGUCUCUUUCGGAGUCAAAGGGCUUCAUUGAAGAAAGAAUCGUUCUCUCUGAACUUCCAAUGGUCUCUUUUGUCAGACUGGGUGAGUGCUCCUUGUCCAAGUCAGAGAUUCUCAAUAAGCUUCUGAGCAAUGCUCAGCAGUACCACGACACCUUUGUUCACCACAACAUGGAGUGUGGUGACAGUCCAAGAAGAAUUUCCAAUGGACUGACUGAAAUUACUUGGUAUCUUCCUGGUGGAAACACAAACAUUGAUAUUUUCAGUCAGCCAGUGGCUGUAGCUAACCUCCGCGGAGACAUUGCUUCAUUUGAAACACAAUACUCCUUUUUGUGUCAGACAUCUGCAGCAGUUUUUGUCUUCUUUGAUCAUUUGGAUUCUGAGUCUGAGUCUGUGAUCAAUCUGCUUAAAAUCCAACACCACAAAGCACAGAUCUACUUGGUCGGUAACUAUGAAAGCAAGCGCUUCAAUUUAGAGGCUGUGAAAAAAGCAUCAACUGUGUUGGGCCUAACUAAAACCAAUAUUAUUAUUAAAACAAAGAAGAAAAAUGAUACCGACUUUGUAAAAGAUUUGAGGAAAACAGUCAGAAAUGUGGUUGAGAAAUCAGAGCUGAAGAUGAAAACAGAGAAAAUGGUGAAAGUUGCCCAUGAACUGGGAAUCCUGGUUGAUGAAGACGUUCCAGAGUGCCAGACUCCAAAGAAAAAUGCAGAAGCCAUCACUGCAGAAAUUCAAGACAUCCAUAAAUACAAAGAAGAUCAGCUUCCUCGACAGGGCCAAAUAUGGAAAGAUCUUACCUGCUUAGAGAAGGAAGAGUUUCGACUUCGACAUGUUGGGUCUAAAAAUGUUGAAGAUUACAGAAGUGAUCUUCAGAAACAGAAAGAAGAUCUGCGGAAAAUGCAGAACUCUUAUGAGAUGUCAGCGGCUAUGACAAACUUCAUCACUGGGAUAUUAAGCCCAGGAACAGAAAGGUUUUAUUUUCUGAAAUGGAUGAGAAUGAACCUCGAUAAUGUGUCUCGUGUAAGACUGUGUGAACUCAGGGAGAAAUAUAAAGAAAAAUGCUCUGAGAACUCUGAGAACAAAGAGGAGAUCAAAGAAAUUGACAGACAAAUUUCCAGCAGCUCACUGGGGACUGAACACUUCUUCCGUGAAAUGGGUCAGAUCUAUGAAGCUUCACUGUCUCUUCCAGAAACAGACCCAUCACGUCAACAAUUUCAGCAUCUGCCCAAACUGUGUGCAGAGUUGUUGCUUGAUGGAUUUCCUCUUGAGCUUGUAGAUGGAGAUGCAUCCAACAUCCCUCUCAGAUGGGUGAGUGAUGUUCUCUCGCAGCUCAGUGACUUGGUGUCUCCAAACAGAAAGAUACGAGUAGUCACAGUUCUUGGAGUUCAGAGCACAGGAAAGUCCACUCUCCUUAACACCAUGUUUGGAGUGCAGUUUGCAGUCAGCAGUGGUCGAUGUACUCGAGGUGCCUUUAUGUUGCUCAUCAAAAUCAAUGAAGACAUGAAAAAUGUCCUAAACUGUGACUUUAUGGUGAUCAUUGACACUGAGGGCUUAAAGUCACCAGAACUUGCACAACUGGACAACAGCCAUGAACACGACAAUGAGCUUGCAACACUUGUUGUGGGGCUGAGUGAUGUCACCAUAGUCAAUAUUGCAAUGGAGAAUAUAACUGAAAUGAAGGACAUCCUACAAAUAGUUGUGCAUGCUUUUCUCAGGAUGAAGGAGGUGGGCAAAAAGCCUAAAUGUCAGUUUGUUCAUCAGAAUGUGUCGGAUGUUUCAGCCCAUGAGACAAACUUACGAGACAGGAAAUUGCUUCUAAAACAGUUAAAUGAGAUGACUCAGGCAGCAGCCAAAAUGGAAAAGAAAGAGGAGAAAAAGAGCUUCACUGAUGUGAUGGAGUACAGUCCAGACACUGGGAACUGGUACAUUCCUGGACUCUGGAAUGGAAACCCACCAAUGGCACCAGUUAAUGCAGGUUACAGUGAGGCUGUAUAUGAGCUCAAGAAAAACAUCAUCCAACUACUGGGAAACUGUGAGUCAUCUGCUAAUGAUGUCAUAGAGUUUAAAGAGUGGGUGAAAAGCCUGUGGAAUGCAGUAAAGCAUGAAAACUUCAUCUUCUGCUUCAGAAACAGCCUCGUAGCUGAUGCAUACAUGAAGCUCUGCACAGAGUUUAAUGAAUGGGAGUGGGAGUUCAGAAAAGACAUGUAUACCUGGGUAACAAAUGCAGAAACUAAAGUUUACAAUUUUGGUACCAUUGCAGCAAAAUCUGAAACAUGUGACAUGAGAGAAUUUCUCAGAUCUUUGAAAAGUGAAGCCUCCACAGUGCUGUCUACAUGGGAGACAAAGAUUCUAGAAAACCUGACACAGUAUUUCAAGCGAACAGAGGGUCAUGUGUCUCUGGUUGAAGAAUACAAAGAGGAAUUCUCAAACAGUUCAAAGGUCCUUCGUCGUGAAAUAGAAAGUGGUGUAAAGCAUCAGCUUGAUGUAGCAGCAGAAAUCAGACAGGGAAUGAUAGAAAUUUAUAGACUCAAAGACAAUCAUAGAAAAGAAAUUGAAAAAGCAGUGUGUGCAUUAAUUCGUGACUGUCAAAAGAGAAAAGUCCAAAUGACAGACACAGAGUUGAAUGAAGAAUUUGAGAAGAUGUGGAGUAAAACUUUAAAAAAUCUGUCUUUCUCUAAACAAAAAACCUCAAAUGUCACAGACAGAGUGUCCUACUAUCUGAAUGAAAAUCUGAAACACAGGGGGAGCCGUGCACGUCAAUUAUUAAGUGAAAAGAGUCUGAAAGAUUGUGGAAAAGAGUCUUUAAAAUGUACAGCUGAAGAAUGGUUCACCAAAAUGAAAACUGAAGCAAAGAUGUUUUUUAGUGGUCAGGAUCACAUUAAGGAUGCACAGCGUCUGACUGACAAGAUCAUAGAUAUUUGCACAGACUUUGUGAAUGAACAAGUAAAAAGAAAAAACAAUUACCAUGAGACUUACAUCCAGGAGAUCCUCCACAUGAUUGAUGAGAAGCUGCAAAAUAAUCAAGAAGUUAAGAUAAACAUCGACUUUGAAGUUUCUCUAAAACAGCACAUCUGUGGAUUCGCAGCCAGAGAGUUUCAGAAAAUGCACGAAGAUUUCAUAGAAGAAAAUGAUCCGUACAGAUGUCUGAUUAAAAACAAGGAAAGGUUUUGUGAUGAUUUCAAAGAUGUGUUUCAUGAACGAGACCAGUGUCAGAAGAAGGCAGAAGAAUUCACAAAUCGAUGUUUGAAGCCUGCUGUUGAAGACUUCAUUAAUCGCUCCCUGGGUCCUGAUAUCAUUGAUGAAAUUAGGAAACUCAAGGAGUUCAGCACAAGAAUGUCCUUCCAGUAUUCAAUUUUAUUGCAUUUACUCUUCAAGAAGGAUUUUCAAGACUAUCUGAACUACAUUUCCUCAUAUGAGAAUUAUGUAAAGUCAUGGAUACUCAAGCAAAUAAAGAAGCACUUUUCAAAAGAGUCAUCAGUUUUUGAGUUUGAGAAGCGACAUCUGCGGUCAUGUAUUGACAGCAUAAAUUCUGCCAUCAACAAGGCCAAAACCAGAAAGAGUGAUGACUUCAAGGUUUUUAUUGAAGAUAUUUGCAAAGAACUCGGUGAUAAACUGGUCAUUUCCCAGGAUGCUCUUGGUGCUUUCAUGAUACUGAACAACGCUGACAAGGAACAGUUUGCUGACUGGCUCACAACAUCUGUGAAGUACAUGAAAAAAACUCUUAAAAAGAAGUUAAAGGAAUCUACCUUUGAAAUGAAACUACAACAUCUCCAUGUGCAGCCACAGAAUGAGCUUUUCAACAAAUUGAUUGGUUGUGGCAAACAGUGUCCAUUCUGCAAUGCUCCCUGUGAUGCAGGAGGAAAAGCCCACACUGAGCACUUUGCUUCACUGCAUAGGCCACGUGGCCUGGGUAAAUACAGGUCGAUCAGCACAAAAAAACUUGUCACUGACUUAUGUUCUUCUGCUGUUAAAAGUGACAAAACAUUUUGUUGCAGUGAUACAAACAAUGGCUAUCACCUUUAUAAGAACUACAAGGAAAUUUUUAAAGACUGGAAUAUUCAAGCAGAUGUGAGCCUUGAGGCAUCAGAUUACUGGAAAUAUGUAAUGAGAAAAUACAACAGGGAGUUUUCCAAAGAAUAUGAUGCAGAAGCUGCUGACAUCCCGAAAUCGUGGUGUAAAAUUAAAAAAGAACAGGCAGAAAAAAGUCUUAAAGAAUCAUUUUUUAUCAAGUAACUAUCCAAUUCAGGGUUCUCUGUCUUGGAUGGCUGGAGCCUUACAGAAGAAAACAUCACAAAUAUUGUUUUUUUGAUAGUGAAGAAAGUUUCAGAUUUAAGAUACUGUUAGUACAUAGGAAAUUGACCAUUGUAGGUUUAUUCGUGGCAUUAUAAUAAACCCUGAGAAAAUGCAUGUAGUCAUUGAAUAGGUAUUUUCUUUUAAUGAUUAAAUAGACAUGUUAUAUGAACUUUUAUUGAUUUGUUUUGUUUUUUGUCAGAUAUUCACAUUUUUAUUUUGGAUGACUCUUUUUUCUUUCUUCUCUUUAAAUAGGAAAGUAAAUAAUAAUACUCAACACAUAGUUUGUGUUUCUGUGAGGCACGUGGUGUCAAAUAUUUACAUGUUUAGUGUUUUAAAAAGUCAUCCGAGUAUAAAAAUUCAUUUUAUUCGUUUGAGCAUGUGCUUUUAGUAUGUGCAAAUUCAGAAUUUAAAAUUUGUUUUUCUUCACUCGCGUGUGUGAUCUUACACACACUUUUUGAAGGAGUUCCAGAAUCACUCAUUUUCUCUCUGUCUGUCCACAAAUGAAGGCAAUCAUGUUAAGUAAUUCAGUUGCAAUCCUAAAUGACCUCACUGAUGUGUAUGUGUCAUAGUCUCUGUGUCUUUGUUAUUGCAGAAUGUUAAGUGACAUAAGACAGGAUCUAAGUGAUGUGCAAGUGUUAUUUUGAUUUGUAUCAGUUUUAAUGUGUUGAAAUAAACUAUAUGCAGCCCCAAAUAUAUGACCACGAAGCUUCAAAUGGGUGUGUCCACAUACAUCUGGACUAUUAAACACUGGUCACAGUUAAGGCCAGAACCUUCCCUCAUGGUAAUAUUGAGACUAGAGAUGGCACAAUACCACUUUUUAAUGUCCGAUACCGAUACCGAUAUCAUAAAUUUGGAUAUCUGCCGAUACCGAUAUGAAUCCAAUAAAGUGUGUUUUUUAAUCAAUAAAACUGUUUUUUUAAUAUCUUGCUGCAU
This is a messenger RNA of Oreochromis niloticus (Nile tilapia), 6085 nucleotides long. Its product is annotated as up-regulator of cell proliferation-like. The record is from RefSeq and is a predicted model, not a curated record. The coding region runs from base 326 to 5092 and encodes 1588 amino acids. The transcript has 4 exons. NCBI's taxonomy places the organism in Eukaryota, Metazoa, Chordata, Actinopteri, Cichliformes, Cichlidae. Gene Ontology annotation, molecular function: GTP binding.